AUGACAACUCUCCCCACGCCCCGCCACCUCAUAACCUCCAUAUUCAACACCCUAACCACCCCUCACCAACCACCCCCCAGCACCGAAUCAUCAAACCCCCUAAAAGCCCUUCCGCCAUCUCACCGCGCUCUACUCACUACGCUUCAUGUCUUAUUCCCGCCUGGGAUGUUGCUUCAAGCACUAGACUUGCUAGAUAGGGGUUUAGUUACGAAGGUUGUUUAUGUAGCUGAGGAAGGAUCAAAAGACCGAGCUGAAGAUAUAGAUGGGGAUCCAGUACAAGCACAUCUGGAAGAAUCUUCAAAGUCAAGCCUAUAUAAAGUCCAAUCCUCGCAAUCCCACCACAAAUCACGCUUCUCAUCCACCGCCACCACCACCACCGCCACUACCUCCUCCGCAGAAUCAUACACCGUGCAUCUGCACGCAUGGAACUGCAGCUGUGCAGCUUUUGCAUUUAGUGCCUUCUCAGCUACGUCCUCGGCCGGUUCUGCUCCUUGGGUGCUCACGGCAAAUUCUAAGGACCAUGGAGGAUCUGAUGAUGAUGAUGAUGAUAUUGAAGGCGCUGGCGAGGAGUGGGAGUUUGGCGGGCUGGGGUUUGGUAGGGAUGGGGAUGGUGUGCCGGUGUGUAAGCAUUUGCUGGCUUGCGUGUUGGUUGAGCGGUGGGGGGGUGUGAUGGGGGGUUUUGUGAAGGUUAGGAGGGUGGGGAGGGAGGAGAUGGCUGGGUUGGGGGGAGAGGGGUAG
Messenger RNA from Venustampulla echinocandica, 738 nucleotides. RefSeq lists its product as uncharacterized. The transcript has a single exon. Lineage: Eukaryota; Fungi; Ascomycota; Leotiomycetes; Helotiales; Pleuroascaceae. The coding region runs from base 1 to 738 and encodes 245 amino acids. The record is from RefSeq and is a predicted model, not a curated record.